Eruca vesicaria subsp. sativa (arugula) is the source of this 510-nucleotide messenger RNA. NCBI's taxonomy places the organism in Eukaryota, Viridiplantae, Streptophyta, Magnoliopsida, Brassicales, Brassicaceae. The record is from the annotation of a GenBank genome assembly.
AUGGGAAACAGCUUAAGGUUUUGUAUAGCUUGUGUUCUUCCAUGUGGAGCACUAGAUUUGAUCAGGAUCGUUCAUCUAAACGGCUACGUUGAAGAGAUCACACGGUCCAUAACCGCAGGAGAGAUCCUCCAAGCAAACCCAAACCAUGUCUUAAGCAAACCAUGCUCUCAAGGAGUUGUCCGCAAAAUCUUGAUCUUGUCCCCUGACUCCGAGCUCAAGCGAGGAAGUAUCUAUUUUCUCAUCCCUGACUCUUCCUUGCCGGAGAAGAAAAGGAGGAGAAAAGACGGUCAUAAUCGUCCGAGAAAGACUCUCGUACAAAACCCUAGCGCUGACGCAGGAGACGUUAAAGAAGAUGAUGAAUGUGCUAAGUUGUGUGAGAAGUACUUAGAAGAAGUAGUGUUGGCUACGUCGAGUGGUAAAGAACAUCGUCAUCGCCGGCGACAUAGCAGAUCGAAGUCAGUAUCCACGUGGCGGCCUCACCUUGAUAGCAUCUCUGAGGAUCUUAAUUAA